CGUUUAGGAAAACAUUUCAAAUCGAUGUGUAACAAUGUUUUCAACGGCAGUCAAAAUUGAUCAGCUAAAUGAUUAUCUCAGCCUCAGCGAAGAAUGCGUACUACCAGUAGGAAAACAAGGUGAAAAAUACGAAGUAAAAAUUAAAAGCAAGAUCACAGACGUAUCCAAAAAGAACGCUAUAGAUGAUAAACAAGAGUCGAAACGUAUUUUAGUAGGACUCAGUGAUUGUAUGAGCUGUUCGGGUUGCCUGACUUCGUCCGAAGAUAUCAUACUCAGGGAUCGAGGAUAUGAAGAUAUUGCCAAAAAAAUCGGGACUGCUGAAUUCGCUGUAGUUUCAAUUGCGCCCCAAACUGCAUUCAUGUUCGCAGCAGCCUACAAAGUGUCACAUCAGACAGCAUAUAGAAGGUUGUCCUACUUACUACGAACCCUGGGAGCUAAAAAAGUGUAUGAUAUGCAAAUAUCGGAGCAAAUAUGCAUAGAAGAAACGAAAAGAGAGUUUAAACGGGGCUUAGAGAAGCUUUUAAAUAGAACAGACAUUCCAGAAUCAUCGACCAAUACACCUAAUUGUGUAGAUCAUGAGUUGUUGCCCAAUUUACCUAUAAUUGCGGCACACUGCCCUGGAUGGACCACAUACGCAGAGAAGAGUUUGGAUGCAAGUAUAACUUCAAAUAUUAGUAAAGUGGCCUCAAGCCAACAAAUACAAGGGGCACUUAUAAAAACUGUAUUAUGGCUACAAAUAGCAUUUGGCAAGGUCAGGGGAUACUUGGGCACAAGCUGGUCGGGAGCAUUCUACAGAACUAUAGAUGAUAUCUUGAGACUUUGGGGAGAUGGAACUGUGAACGCCAAGGUAUCCACUAUAUACCACGUGACCACUGCGCCUUGCUACGAUAAGAAAGUAGAAGCUCUGAAGGCGCAAAAUGGAGUUGAUCUAUCGGGGUUAUACAAUCGUUUCAUGCCUACCCAGGAAAAGCACCAAGUUCAGCUGGUCGAUGAUGUUAUAUCAACUGGAGACCUACAAAGAAUAAUGGAACUUUACAACCUGGAUUUUGCAACACUACCAGAGGCAGAUCUAGACGAUAUGUUCACGGGCAAGGAGUGUUUUGUGUUCAAUAAGUUGUUCGCUAACGAGACCAUAAGAAACACAUUGGAACAUCAAAAUGCAAUGUCCAGUAAUGGUUCGUUCCAACAGUUACCGAUUCCAUUAACAUACAAACCUAAGCGCCACCUGCGCCCAUCAUCGCAACAUGCACAGUCCGGAGGACUUGCACAAGAAGUAAAAGCAUUCACAGCAAAGUACCUGGGCAUAGAUGAUUCUGCAAUGCAGUUUCAAGAAUCAAUAAACCGGGAUUACAAAGAAGCAACCUUAUUAAUAAAUAAUCUGGCCAUAAAAUUUGUCAUGGCAUAUGGUUUCAGAAAUAUCCAGAAUAUCGUAAAUAAACUGAAGAAAAUGGAUCAUACAAUGGCAUACAUUGAAGUUAUGGCAUGCCCGGAAGGAUGCUUCAAUGGAGCUGGCCAGGUGAUAUCACCGCCAGAACCACAUUGGAUCGUUUCACACGUGAAUAACGCCAUCAAGAGACUCGUACGGUCUACCGCAAUUAAACUACCCGAACUGGCGAAGCAACUCUAUGCCACAAAAACAGAAUACGAAGACACUGAUGCACAGGAGGAUAUACAACUUAUCGCCAAUGUAGUAAUACCAACAAUCAACAACGUUAUCGGCACAAACCUAAUCGCAACACAAUUACAAACCACGGGUACUAAACAAACAGGAUCACUAAAAUGGUAAAUGCUAUAGAAAGAGUUAUGUGAAACGAGC
Molecule: messenger RNA, 1816 nt
Organism: Babesia bovis T2Bo
Lineage: Eukaryota; Apicomplexa; Aconoidasida; Piroplasmida; Babesiidae
Product: Iron only hydrogenase large subunit C-terminal domain family protein
Exons: 1
Coding region: 35-1786 (583 amino acids)
Molecular function (GO): 4 iron, 4 sulfur cluster binding
Source: RefSeq, a predicted model, not a curated record